Botrytis sinoallii is the source of this 1038-nucleotide messenger RNA. RefSeq lists its product as uncharacterized. The transcript is spliced from 5 exons. The record is from RefSeq and is a predicted model, not a curated record. NCBI's taxonomy places the organism in Eukaryota, Fungi, Ascomycota, Leotiomycetes, Helotiales, Sclerotiniaceae. Bases 1 to 1038 code for a protein of 345 amino acids. Gene Ontology annotation, cellular component: cytoplasm.
AUGCCUUCUUCUACAAAACUUCCAACCCGUGCUUUGGGACGCAACGGUCCUCAAAUUCCUGCCCUUGGCCUCGGACUCAUGGGUUUGAGUACUUUCUAUGGAAAACCUGGCUCGGAUGAGGAGCGUUUUGAGUUCCUUGAUCGUGCUUAUGAGCUAGGCUGCACUCAUUGGGAUUCAGCUCAAAUGUAUGGCGACAAUGAAGUACUUUUGGGCAAAUGGUUCACGAGAACUGGAAAACGCAGUGAGAUCUUUUUGACUACCAAAUUCGGUAACCAUGUCACCCCAGAAGGUGGUCGCGAAAUCCGAAACGAUGCAGAGUACAUCCGUCAAUCUGUAGCAGAGAGUUUUGAAAAACUUCAAACCGAUUACAUAGAUUUACUCUACUGUCAUAGAUUCACUGGAACAAUUCCAGUCGAGACAAUUGUUACUGUUAUGAAAGAAUUUGUCGAUGCUGGCAAAGUCAAAUAUUUAGGUCUCAGCGAGUGUGGUGUUGAUACUCUCGAACGUGCUGUUAAGAUUCACCCAAUUCACGCGUACCAAAUUGAGUACAGUCCAUUCUCUAUGGAUGUUGAGAAGCCAGAAGUUGGACUUCUUGACUGUUGCAAGAGACUCGGCAUAGCGCUUGUUGCCUAUUCACCAUUGGGCCGUGGUAUUCUCACUGGUCAAUACAGAUCAGUCGAUGAUUUCGACAAGGAUGAUUUCCGACGAACAAUCCCACGUUUUGCCACCCAGGAGAACUUCGAUAAGAAUCUGAAACUCGUCGACACCAUUACUGCAAUUGGAAAAACCAAGAAUGCCUCCCCGGGACAAGUAACACUUGCCUGGAUGAUUAAACAAGACCCCCUCAUUUUCCCAAUUCCAGGUACCAAAAAGAUCAAGUAUUUGGAAGAGAAUAUUGGAGCUCUGUAUGUGGACUUGUCAGAUGAAGAGGAUAAAGCAAUUAGACAUGCAAUUGAGAGUGCUGAAGUGGUUGGAACUAGAGUUGCUGAGCAUCUCAUGGGUGUUCUUGUGGUUGAUACUCCUCCUCUUACCAAUUAA